This is a messenger RNA of Colletotrichum abscissum, 1347 nucleotides long. Its product is annotated as TLC domain-containing protein. Gene Ontology annotation, cellular component: membrane. Gene Ontology annotation, biological process: ceramide biosynthetic process. Gene Ontology annotation, molecular function: sphingosine N-acyltransferase activity. The record is from RefSeq and is a predicted model, not a curated record. Bases 1 to 1347 code for a protein of 448 amino acids. The transcript has 3 exons. NCBI's taxonomy places the organism in Eukaryota, Fungi, Ascomycota, Sordariomycetes, Glomerellales, Glomerellaceae.
AUGGCCGACUCCGAACCCUUCCCUCUCCUCAAUACCUCUGUCGACCAACUGCAUUCUGCUAUCGACCACGCCCCCAGCUCGUCACGAACAACACGACGACGAAAGUCAAGCGCACUCGGCCAAGACAUCCGCGCUGGCGAUACAGGCCCGGCACUUGCAACAGCCCGAGACAACACCUCCGUCAUACCUACUGUUCCUACAAAACGUCCCUCGAAGCGCCGGCGAGCUCGUGGCGGCUUCGCUCGAGUUCGACAAGCCAUGACCAAACACACGUACCUCGUGCCCGCCCUCAUUAUUGGCCUUACUCUGGCCCUUUAUAUUGUUCAGCCAAACGACUCGAACCCGCUUCAUCGCUUUAUUUUUCUCUCAUACCGCUUACCAUCCGACCCGGUCAAUCCUGAUGCCCCUGCUCAAUAUGGCAAGGGGCUAUGGGACAUCGCCUUUGUGGCAUUUUGGACCGUCGUCUUGACUUUUACUCGGGAAUUCAUCAUGCAAGAACUUUUGCGGCCACUUGCUCGCGCCGCCGGAAUCCGCUCGCGUGGCAAGCAAGCUCGUUUUAUGGAGCAGAUGUACACUGCCAUUUAUUUUGGCUGUCUUGGACCUGCCGGUCUGUACGUCAUGAGCAAGACGCCCGUCUGGUACUACAGUACCCGAGGCAUGUACGAGGACUUCCCGCAUAUGACACACGAGGCUGGUUUCAAGUUCUAUUAUCUUUUCCAGGCUGCCUACUGGGCUCAACAAGCAAUCGUCUUGCUGUUGGGUAUGGAGAAACCCCGGAAAGACUUUAAGGAGCUGGUUGGCCAUCACAUUGUCAGUCUUUCUUUGAUUGCUCUUAGCUACCGCUUCCACUUCACCUAUAUGGGACUGGCAGUGUACUCCACUCACGACAUCAGUGACUUCUUUCUUGCUACAUCCAAGGUACUGAAUUACAUCGAUUCUCCAAUCGUCGGUCCUUACUUCUUCCUCUUCAUGUGCGUUUGGAUUUACUUGCGCCACUUCAUCAACUUGAAGAUCAUUCUAUCUCUGUUCACAGAGUACACUACUGUCGGGCCAUUCGAAUUGAACUGGGCCACUCAACAAUAUAAGUGUACGCUGUCGCAGUACAUCACUCUUGGACUUUUGUCAUCACUGCAGGCCCUGAAUCUUUUCUGGCUCUUCUACAUCUUCCGCAUUGCCUAUCGAUUCCUUCGCUACGACAUCGCUGAGGACGACCGCAGUGAUGCAGAAGUCACUGAUGUCGACGACGAGGCCGAGAAGAAGAAGGCUCUUUCCGAGAAGACCAAUGGCCACGCUAGCGGAGUCAACGGCACUGCGCCUCAGGCCAGGCUUGUCAAUGGCCGCGCAUGA